CUAGUCUCGCCUGUGUGUUUUGUGAAUGAACCACGUGGCAGUGACUCACUCGGUGUGUUUCCAGACUUUUGCAGAAGCUGCUGCUGCUGCUGGCGGCGCCGGCGUGUGGCUCCCCUUUUUUUUUUUUUUUUUUUUUUUUUGGGCGUUCUUGCUCCCACCCGUUCGCCAACUAACUGGGACCCAGCCCAGCAUGGCGGGAACACGUCUCUCGCUAGACAGUCUCGCCGCCGCCGCCGCCGUCUGCCUCUUCGUUGGCACCUUUCUGCCGCCACCAGGAAAUGGACAGAAUUUGUCAUCAGCUCCAUCCAGCACUGUGUCACACUUUUUGCCUUCCCAUGGUGAGGCUGGAAAUUUUAGCUCCUGGACAACUACCCCUGCUGCAGCCACCGCCACCGUGGAUGGCAACAUCACAUUGACAUCAAAUGCCAGUAACUCAAACCUACCUGAACCUCUAGCUCCUACCACAGUUGGUUCUUCAAACACUGUAAGACCUCAGAAUACAACCAGUGUCAUCAACGGUAGCAUUGACAUUCUUCCUACCCCAACUGCAAACCUAGUGGAAGGUACCCACAAUAGCCUGGAUGAUGCAAACCCCAUCAAUACCACAUCCAUGGUUAGUUCAAGCACUAACUUCACAGCUACAGAGACCUCACCGUCAGAGGCACAAGGAUCAACAAUUGUUCCUCAAUCACAGUCGUCCACAUUCAGCACCCUGGAGCCCACAGAAAAGAGACCAGAAAGCAUACCAGUGACAGACCAUGGAGCUAUCACAGAGGAGAAUGUAACAGUUUCUACAUCAGCUCCAGAUGCCACUAGUGGAGAAGUACUUGUGUUGAAUGCAUCCAGCACUGUCACAUUAACACCUGGGUUUGUCUCCAACACACUCACAGCUCACAGAGUCACACCAGUGGAAACAGAGCAGCCAGUUAACCAUGUACAAAAGUCAUCUGUAGCUGAUGUGGGAGAUGAUAAUGAAGAUCUGCCUAGCAUGUCAGAAGCCAGUGCAGUAGGUGAGGACCCCCUGGUGAUUGCUGUCAUCUUCAUCUUCACUGUGACGGUAGGGAUUCUGGCUCUUAUGGGCUUCUUAAGGUACCGUCAACAUAGCAGUCGGCUACAAUUUCGGCGACUACAGGAUUUGCCUAUGGAUGAUAUGAUGGAGGAUACACCUCUUUCCCUCUAUAGCUACUAAACUGCAAAACAGCGUUUUUGGUGCUGGUAAGUCAAGGGAGGCACAAAACUUGCAAAGGAUCCUGACCUGGAAAGAGACUCCUAUGUAAGAGUUGGGAGCUGUUGUACUGAUCUGCAGAUGACUGGAAAGCUGUGAGUCAGGUGACUCCAUAAAGUCAUGUUCUCCCCCUUAUUUUUGAAAAUUGAAGCCUGGCCCAGACUUCUUCAUGGACUCCAAGAACUUCUCCACUUCUUCUUCUUUGGACUCUGUGCUUGGAGGCUCUAUGUUCGGGGAAGUUUUUCCUAGGCUUUCAUUGAGUGGCUGCAUUCACUGGUUUAUUGCCAGUGGAGGCCUUGCCUGGAAUUAAAGUAGGUGCAUUGCAGACUCUUAUAUAGCAAGAAGAUUAAACAAGCCUUUUCAGCACAAGCCAUAGAGUGUUUUACUUGUGGAUGGACAUGCAGGCAGAUUCUGACUUGGAGAUGUUGUUGGCUUCCUUCUUGAAUAUAAAUUUUGUUUUAAUUGCACUUUUAUCUUUACAUUUUUAUCCAUAGGAUCUAAAUAUGUUCCAAAGGAUAGAGCAGUAAAAUGGAAAAUAGUGAUCCUGUCCUUGCUACGAGACCCCCAAAGCUCAGCUAAUUCUUGGUAAUGUGCUCACCACAGCUGCCAGUCAGAUGUAACAUGAUUCCAAUUGGACUUGAAGGCAAACGUUCUCUACUGUUGUUGUUUUCUAGGCAAUGGUAUUUUGAGGCAUAUGACAUAACUUGAUUGCUGCUGAACCAUCUCCUCCUUAAUAUGGUUACAUUAACUUCAAGGAGAACUAAUGGUAGCUGCAAUUUGGGUAGGGCUAGUCUGAGAAAGUAGUUUAUUCUAGGUAUUUGUUAUUUACCCAUCAAAUCACUUCCAAUUAUAAUAACCCGAAUAGGGUUUUCAGGGCAUGUGAGAUGUUCAAGAGGCAGCUUACCACUGCCACCCCCUCUUCCCAUGUGUUUCUAUGGCUGGGUAAGGAUGUGAACUCUAGUAUGGCACCAUGAUCCACUACACACUCCAACUCUCAUAUUCUAGUAUUCUCAUCAAAUUGUGCUGCUGUGUUGAGCAACAAGGUAUGGCAUGUAAGAUGCCCAUCAGUUAUUUUGUGUCCAGUCUACUAGUUCAGAUCAGCCAGUACUGUUAGCAUCCCCUCCAUGAGCAAUGGUCCUCUGAUACCUAUACUUAGUAAUGUCACUGGAGAUUAUAUCUAGCUGUCCCUGCUAUGUGCUUGCCAACUGGCUAUGGUAGUUAGCUAUUCGGCCCUGUUUUUUGGGAAGAAUCUUAGUAUUAACUAUUAGCAGACACCUUCUAUUCACACAGAACCCUCCUUCCCCACUUCGUCUUUCUCAUGUAUGAAAAACAGUAAGUUCUUUCAUACCUUGAUUGCAAAAUGAAGUCCAAAUCAUUGCACAUGUAGACACAAUUAAUUUGGAUUCAUUCACUUCCAGAUUUGCCAAAUUAUUCUCCUGGGUCUUCAUUGCUGUCUAAAGAGAUCUCUAUCUAAACCUUUGUAUUGUGCUACCCUCAGUCUGCAGCAGAACUGUUUGAGGGGGGAAAAGGAGUUUACAGUUAUAACCUGAUGCAUCCAGCUAUCUAACAAAACUCAAAAGAUGGUAGGAGAGCUUUUCCUCCUUUUUUGCACGCUGACUGUCACACUGCAGAUGGCUCUCUUCUAAUGGACCCACCCACCUGACCUUCACUAAAGGGAACGGAGAACCUCAAAUGUACUGGAGGAGAAUGUAUAAAAGGAGAUUUGUGUGUGAGUGAACUCCUGCAAAGCUGCUCUUGCCUCAUUUGCAGUUGAGUGGAUUGUCAUUCUGCUGUUUUCCUGGAGUGAGACCAGAAGGCUGUUUGAGGUUUCACUGCAAAAACAAGCAGUCUGUUUGACAGCAUCACAAUGGGCAAAGUGCCAACUCCUUAUAUGUCCCUUUGAAGAUAUCAGAAGCCUUUGAAGGUUUCUCUGCCUUGGUUUUAUUAUUAUUAAUUCCAGGCUCAGGCAUCAUUAUAUUCAAUAAAAAGAGACUAGAGAUCAAUCUGAGUGGUUACCUUUGAAGCUAGAAAGGGGUGGAGUAUAUUCAAGCAAAAAAAAAAAAAAUCAGUACUUCUGUGGCUAAGCCUCUUGCCCACUGGGACAGUGGCUCCAUGAGUCUAUGAUAAGGCCACAAAAUUGCGGGAAGAUUUAUAAAUGCAAGAUGGAAGGGAACAUAGCCAGCCAGUGCCAGAACUUGGUUCCUUGGAGAAGAAGUGUCUAGACCUCUGUGUUCAUUGGAGACCUUUUGUUGGAAAAUAUUCUACACUGGGCUGGGGAGAAAGUCCUAUUUUAAUAAUUAUUAUUCUGAUUUGGCUACAGCAGUACAAAUGCAAUGGACUUCAGUUACAUCCAGACAAUAUAAUGGCCUCAUCAGUUAAAAAUCACAAAGCUGUAGUGGUUGCCCUUGUAAUGCCUGAGGAGCAGGGAGACAUCAGAUUUCCAUGCAGUUAUGAAACCUCGCUGUGGUAUUUGUGCAGUCUCACUCUUGCCAAAAUUAACCCAUCUUGAAUAGUCAUUGUGAAAAGAGGAUGACUUGAGGGAAAAAAUAUGUGCACCUUGAAGGGCACUGUGAAAAUCUAAUGAAAAGACUCACGUCUGAUUGCGGGUUUUCCCAAGCUUUGGUCAGACAUUCACAUUGAAAGGUCCCUUUUUUUCUGUAUCUUUUCUAUGAACAUCUAGAAAUGUAAUGUAUAAUAAAUUUGUGUGUUGUAUACAUUA
This is a messenger RNA of Pogona vitticeps (central bearded dragon), 3944 nucleotides long. RefSeq lists its product as uncharacterized. The record is from RefSeq and is a predicted model, not a curated record. Lineage: Eukaryota; Metazoa; Chordata; Lepidosauria; Squamata; Agamidae.